Anthonomus grandis grandis is the source of this 906-nucleotide messenger RNA. RefSeq lists its product as uncharacterized. NCBI's taxonomy places the organism in Eukaryota, Metazoa, Arthropoda, Insecta, Coleoptera, Curculionidae. The record is from RefSeq and is a predicted model, not a curated record. The transcript is spliced from 4 exons. Bases 163 to 591 code for a protein of 142 amino acids.
UUCAUUGUUGAUUGUGAUUAAAGUUUCUGGCUGUUGUAAAGAAAAGUUUCUUAACUGUUAUUUUCAGCCGACCAUAUAAAAAAUUAAUUAUUAUUAUUUUAAUUUGUGAAUUAGCGGAAGACAAUUUUUAGUGUAAAAAAGUGUUUUGCUGCAUUUUGAAGAAUGCGUUCCAAUUUGAUUCUCUUUCUUACUCUUCACUGUCUGGCCACCUCAUCGUUCCUGAAGGUGGCCACAGCCAUUCCUUUCGAAACGCCCGACGAACUGGAGAAGAGAAUUUCGGCUUCUGAUAGGAUAAAUGAGGACUAUCCUGACUACCAACUGGGAGUGAGAUAUGAUGAAUAUCCUACUAUCGUGCCUAAGAAACGAACUGCUAUGCUGGUAAACCGAUUGAUGGUGGCGUUAAAGGACGCCCUAGAGGAAGACGAUAGGGGCAGAAAUGGAAAACCACCAGGAGCUUAUGGAAAUAGCAUCCCUGAAGAUGUACGAAGCAUGGAUUUGCAACGUCGUGGCCACCAAUCUUCCAUAACAAAUGGACAAAAUAAAGCAAGGAUUUAUUGGAGGUGCUACUUUAACGCCGUAACCUGUUUUUAAUUUUUCAAAAAAAUGUACUAGUUUAAGUAUAUUUUAUUGAAUGUACGCUCAAACUUGAGGUACCCAUCUUUGUGCUAAAAAUUGAACUAAUUUAUUUGUGCCACAAUCUAAAAUAAAGGGCUGUACAUUUAGAUAUAGAUAUUAAGGUUUUAUUCAUAAAAGGUGCGUAAUUUUAAAGUUUAAAUGAUGCAUUGUCCUAAUUAAAAAAAUAAUUAUUUUUAUAUAAUUAAAGGCUUUUCGCGUGGGCACUUAAUAUGAAUAAAAAUUACUUAAAUAAAACUACUAACAGUAUACAUAUUUAAAUUAAAUAUUGUA